GACACAACACGCACACAUACACCAUCGGUUCUUUCCACAUGCCAGCUCGGAAGGAGAAGGCGGCUUAUCAAUUAAUAAGCUCAUUUUGAAAGGGAUUUGCUUAGUGUCCUGGACACCGGUGCCCCAGAUGAGCUUGUGGUUCAGAUCAGGAUGUUAUCAUGACAAGGAGAAUGUGAUAUCUGUGUAUGGACAGUGAGAUGUUACUGUAACACAGAGGCACUCAUGUGGCAGCUCUCAAUGUGGAUCUAUCAGUAAAGAUAGCCAACGUGUUCUUAACUUCUUGUCAUAAGGGGUAAAGUUAUGUCAAUAGGCCAAACAUAUAAAGGUGUGUUAACUACAGUGGAUAAAAGUGACUGCGGACACAGCAUGUAUUUGCUCAAGGCUUGUCUGGAAUUACUGUUAGGCUAGAGCGAUUUUGAAAACGUAUAGCAUAAUGAUUGCCAUAAAUAUUGACUUUUAUAAUUGACCAUGUUUUUAACCUGAUUUGUUUUCUUUUUGUUAUGUCGUACUUAGUUUCAUUGUUCCUAUGAGCACCUCUGUCCCUGUUCUCUGUUGGGGGCCAAUAUCAUGCACACACUCACACACAUAAACAUACACAUACACACACAUCCCUGCUGCCCUUUGGCAUUCUCUGCCAUGCUCAUACGACAGCUAUGCUGCUAGGAUAGUCCAGUCUACAUAGCUGUGUGUGAUCAGGAAAUGAUACCUAUCCCUAAGUGAAUGAUGACAUUAUACAAUAAAGAUAGAUAAGCUUGAUGAUCUUUAUUGACAGAUUGUACUCAGAAUGAGCUUCAGAGAAAUGGCCAGGAUGUUUUUAAUUUUCCAUUGCAUGUUACUGAAGGCUUAUUAAGCAAGAGGGCUUGCCAAUGGGUCUCCCCACUUCCUUUGUGUCUGUGUGUGUACGUGUGACUGUGUGUGGAUGUGCGUGCGUGUGGCUGUCACUAUGUUUGUGUCCGUGUGUGUACGUGUGACUCUGUGUGUAUGUGUGGUUGGAGCACAUCUAAAAAGGGACUCCUUAUCUCUUUUGCUGCAAGCCUGUGAGGUCACAGGUUUCAGAAACUCCCAGUUUGUCAAACUGCCUUCUCAUACAUGUCAGCACUUUUCUGUAUGUGUGUUUCUUCUGUCCACUGCGCAGCAAUGGGAAACCAUAUUGUAGCCGACCGACAGAAAAGAAAGAUGCCUUUGGGUGAUGAUGGACAUUCCUGGAAGAAGAAAACAUCAGAUGUGAAGGAAAACUACGACUUCAAGGAGAUCCUGGGGACGGGGGCUUUCUCCGAGGUGGUCCUAGCAGAAGAGAAGAGGACCCAGAAACUGGUGGCCAUCAAAUGCAUCCCCAAGAAAGCCCUGGAGGGCAAAGAGAACAGCAUUGAGAACGAGAUUGCUGUCCUACACAAGUUAAAACAUGCCAACAUUGUUUCCCUGGAGGACAUCUUUGAGAGUAAAACCCACCUCUACUUGAUUAUGCAGCUGGUGUCUGGUGGGGAGCUGUUUGAUAGGAUUGUGGAGAAGGGAUUUUACACAGAGAAAGAUGCCAGCAAGCUCAUUCAGCAGAUCCUGGAUGCUGUUAAAUACCUCCAUGACAUGGGCAUCGUACACCGCGACCUGAAGCCGGAGAACCUUCUGUAUGACAGUAUGGAGGAGGACUCUAAGAUCAUGAUCAGUGACUUUGGCCUGUCCAAGAUUGAGGGAUCUGGAAGUGUCAUGUCCACAGCCUGCGGAACACCAGGAUACGUGGCCCCUGAAGUGUUGGCCCAGAAACCCUACAGCAAGGCGGUGGACUGCUGGUCUAUCGGGGUCAUCGCAUACAUCCUUUUGUGUGGAUACCCUCCGUUCUAUGACGAGAAUGAUGCCAAGCUCUUUGAGCAGAUCCUGAAGGCUGACUAUGAGUUUGACUCUCCGUACUGGGACGAUAUCUCUGACUCAGCCAAAGACUUCAUAGUUCACUUGAUGGAGAAGGACCCCAGGAUACGCUACACAUGUGACCAGGCUCUGCAGCACCCCUGGAUCGCUGGUGACACAGCUCUAGAUAAGAACAUCCAUGAGUCUGUCAGUGCCCAGAUCAAGAAGAACUUUGCCAAGAGCAAGUGGAGGCAAGCGUUUAACGCCACGGCAGUGGUGCGUCACAUGAGGCGUCUGCAGCUGGGCACCAGUCAGGAGGGCCCCAGCCAGACCACCCUGCCCAGCCCCCUCCGAGCCCACCUGCUGCUGCCCGAGGCCACAGAGACAGAGCACACCACUGAGUCUCCGUGCGAGGGAUGCUGCUCCCAGAGUGCUGAUGGGGGGGCUGAGCGCGACCCCCUCUCCAACUGCACCUACCGCUGCCAUCCAACCAGUCUGGUCUGAUCCCUGCCCAGCAAUGGCUUUCCCAUUUAUUUACCUCUGGACACCAGCGAACUCCCCAGUCUGGCCAGGAAUACAGAGUUGUUCCAGUGCCCUGCCAACAGGGGGGGAAGGCGGGUUAUGAAUUCAGGUUGGGGAGGAGGGACUUGAUGCCAACAAGAGGAGGUAAUUUGAACGGAUUGGGGGAGAUGAGGAGAACAAAGAGGAGGAGAGGUGUGGUGCUCAGAGUAAUCCUGGGUAUUAUUUUUUGAGGUGCGGGACAAACUGUUUACUUGUCCUUUUAAAAUGUGUGUCUGCUUUUUACAUCUCUGCAUUUAUGUACAUGCUGUUUUCUAUCUUAAUUAUCCUUCCCCUUUGACAACUUCUAGAAAGAGAAUCCACUAAUGAUAUCUGCAUGGUCAGAAGACAGGUCCCUAUUGGAAACAUGUGUUUUAUAGCAUGAAAGGUCUAUUGCACAAUCAUGUAUGGUGGUAACCAUUGUGUUAUAGUUCCUGUACUGCAGAUACACAUCUUUAUGACGAUAAUAAGUUUAGCCCCUCAGAAUUAUAAUUGUAUGGCUUUGUUGUAUUUUAUAUUUGUAUAAAUGUAGCCUUACAAUACACAGAUGCAUUCACCUAAUACCACUGCUGGAGAAUCCAUGUGGGAAUACUCCAUCUAUUGGACUAUAUACUUUGUCUUUUUUUUCUCAGCAUGUUUGUUCUUCAACACUGUAAGUUUGUAGUUGUGCUCCCCAGGCUUGUAACAGAACAAGGCUUUCUGAUUUUAACUAAUUCAGCACAGGAACUUCCUCUCUAUGCCUUUAGGACAAUGUCAAAGGUUUAUUUUCUGGUAGCUUUUACAAAUUUAAAGAUACACCUAUAUCUCUGUUCCAUUAAUGCAGCAUUAGAGGCAAUUUCAUUUCUAUCAUUGUAUUGUUGUACAUAUUUCAUUGUGGUAAUUGAAUCAUUAAAAUACAGACUUUUCUCUUCUGUCUAGAUCUCUUUCCCAGUUGAGAAGUGUAAUACCUCAUGGGAGAUAGACUUACAUACACAGCCAUUCCUCUUAGUACUAAGAAUAGGUCUCAGUUAACCCACCGUUUUUACUCCUUGAUGUUUCUUAAAAGCCACACUCUUCCCUGUUUGGGGAAUAUGAUCCCGUUGAUAAAGCUGCUCAAGACUUAAUCCAUUAUAGAUAUUACUGUAAGACCAUGGAGAAUGAAAUGAGGUCCGGCCUUUCCUCAACCCAAAGCAGGAUGUGGAUGUUUUUAACUAAAGACACAUUUGUAAGUGUAGAUACUUAUCUGACCAUGUAGAUACUACUAACGUUCCCACUUUGACUACUCUUCCAUGGAUCUUACCUCCAUUCAUAUGUUGGUUGUUUUCCGAGCCAAUGUAUCUGUACAGAGAGAAUUUGAAUUAAAGAAUGUAAAUAUA
Molecule: messenger RNA, 3752 nt
Organism: Salvelinus fontinalis (brook trout)
Lineage: Eukaryota; Metazoa; Chordata; Actinopteri; Salmoniformes; Salmonidae
Product: calcium/calmodulin-dependent protein kinase type 1-like
Exons: 12
Coding region: 1090-2343 (417 amino acids)
Biological process (GO): peptidyl-serine phosphorylation
Cellular component (GO): intracellular anatomical structure
Molecular function (GO): calmodulin binding; calcium/calmodulin-dependent protein kinase activity; ATP binding
Source: RefSeq, a predicted model, not a curated record